AUGAGUUUCUUAAGAAGAGACAGAUCGCGCUCACAAUUGUUUGGUAGCGAUGCGGCCGCCGCAGGCUCUGCAGGCCAGGGCUCUGAACCCAAAGCUUCCGCCGAUGCGGGCCUGAGAAGGACCCCCAUUUCUCCCUUGACGAACCAUCAUCCACAAACAAACCCCAGUGCUCAGUCCCAUUUGGGCGGAAAUAAGCCUCGAUCGGGCCUUAGUGCCGUGACUUCGGCGCCCUCUUCAAGUUCGACCAGUACCUCUGGUCCUCUGAACCAACAGGAAGACCUUCUGUACGUCUCCCUCAAUAGACAACCGAUAUUCCGUAGAAACACUGGCACUCAGGCAGGGGCAGGGCUCGAAACCAUUCCUGAUGCGGCCGUGCUGCCUCAUACGAGAGAAUUCCCACCCUCUUCAACCUUAGAAAACCCAGAAUAUCAGUCCGCAGGUGCGCCAGCACCCGCAGGUCCAGGAAGACUUGUGCACCGGGCUAGCGAGAGUUACAGUCCUAGACUGUCGUAUUCAAAUCUCCAGGAAGCUGCUAAAGUUGGCCGAGGAGACAGUAGAGAGACGAUCUUGAAGGAUGACUAUCAGGGAUUCCAUCGUAACCCAGCACAUGCUGGAACAGGCAAUGUGCCGCCAUUGGCUCAUCCUAUUAAGCCGAGAUUCCGUAAAAAGGGUUCGCUCUUGGGUAAACUCAUCCACUCUAAUCGUAAAGAUCUGGAAGGUCUGAUUGAUGCUAGCGAUGCUAGCGAUUAUGCAUCUGGUUCCACCAGUGGAGGCGGUAUGUCUCAUGGAGGCCAUGGAUUAUCGUCAAUAUCUCGUAAACUGCAUGCGGGCUUAUCGAACUCGUCACAUUCUUUGGCCGCUGCUGUAGCUCCUGCGCCACUGUCUGCAACAAAGCACAAGUUCCGUAUUCCUCUGAUCUCGCUGCACCAUCAUGCUGCACUCACAGACGCUUCAAGAGCGGCAUCUCUCUCUGAGGACCUGAGUGAUAAGUACUCUGAGAAGCUGUCAGGCCCACCCUCCAAGAACAGCAGUGUAUCUGGUCCCGCGGGUAGUCCCUCGAAGCUAUUUGAUCUCAAUCUUAGUAUCGAGGAGUUACUGACCAUCUUGAAGCAACCAGAGGCAACCAUUGUUGCCAGAAUGGGUUCAACAUCCGAGCAAAACGCUCACUUACACACUCCUGUAGAAGAAGUUCUGCUGAAUCCAAUGCAACCCAGUCAUAGUGUUGGCAGCGAGCUCAUCGGUGACGGCACACAUACUCAUACAUCGCCUCAACAUCAGGAUGGAAGCGAUGUAGCCAGCACUGGUGGAACCGCUUCACGUCCAACCUACCUCACCAGGCUCUCCCUGGAGCAUGUUGCGCCCGACCAUACUGACGAUGCUCCCCGCCACUCAGCGUGGAAAGCACCUGACUCUUGGGAUGUUACCGAAGCUGGACUCCAGGAGACAUGGGACUCGGAAAGUAGCGAUCUGUCUCCUAGCGAUGAGGACAUUCUGCAAGGAGACCCUAUUAACCUGCUGUACGAUCUGCGUAACUCUGCCAGUGCUGCAGGAUCUAAGCCUGCUUUAACUGUCAGCCUAAAUCGUCUGCUCAGUGGUUCUUCUCUGGCGGGUCCAGAGAAGUCUCAGCGCCGAGCCAAACGCAUAGAUGCGAAUCCUCAAGUGCCUGAAAAAAAAAUCGCAACUGUUUUCGGGAUUGAGAAAAACCCGGCUCAAAAUAUGCCCAUUACUCGUGGACCCAAUCACAUCAUUCGUAUAUUCAAGGAGGAUAAUACCUUCACAACCAUUUUAUGCCCUGUUGAAACUACCACCUCUGAGCUUCUCAUAAUCAUCCAGAAAAAGCUCUUCCUCGAAUCGAUUAACAAUUUCCAAUUGACAUUGUACUAUGGUCUGCAUACCAAAGUUCUUGAUCUGCAAGAAAAGCCUCUUAAGAUUCAACUUGGCCUCCUUACCUUGCAGGGAUACGGUAACAAGGACAAUUUACCAGCGUUGGGUCGUGGAGAUAUGCUGAGCAUUUAUCGUUUCGUCAUUGAAAACAUUUCGUUGAGAAGUCUUGGCCAUGAGGAACAAACUACAAAUGCCAAGAACUACGUCGAUGUUCACAUCAGCGGACUUGGUCUCAAAACAAUUCCAAUCGUGUUCCACCAACACACAUUUGAGAUUGAGAAGUUGGAUGUUUCCCAUAACCCAGCUAUCUACAUCCCGCUUGAUUUCAUCCAGUCGUGUAGCAAUUUGUCGUCCAUCAACUUUCUGUACAAUGGAUGCCUGCGGUUUCCUCACAAUUUGCUAGAGGCCUCGGCUUCUUUGCUCAAUUUAGAAAUGUCGAACAAUUUUCUUGCUGAUAUACCUGCCCGUUUUGCACACCUUCGCAAUUUGAGAACCUUGAAGCUCAACUCUAACCAACUUCACUCACUCCACUCGAAUUUCGGUAAAUUGGAGAAUCUCACAACACUUAACUUGUCCCUGAACUAUUUCGAGCACUAUCCUGAAUGUAUCAACGAUAUCACUGCUUUGCAAGACCUUGACUUAUCUUACAAUGAUCUUGUUUCUAUUCCAUCCUCUAUUGGAAAACUCACGAGGCUUACCAAGCUCAACUUGUGUAGUAACAAACUCCGUGGAGCACUUCCUCUGUCCGUUAGACGUUUGGCUGCACUCAAGAGACUCGAUAUCCGUUAUAAUCUUAUCACAAACAUCGAUGUUCUCGGUCUGUUGCCCAAUUUAGAGGUUUUGUACGCAAGCAAGAACGAUAUCUCACAGUUUAGUGACAAGAUGGAGUCCCUUAGACUACUCAAAUUUGACCGUAAUCCUGUUACAACGCUUGAGUUUGAGAUAUUGUUACCCAUGUUGACUGUUUUGGAUUUGAGUAAGGCAAAAAUUGCUGCAAUUCCAGCAGAAUUCGUGCUCAAGAUCCCAAAUAUCGAGAACCUUGUCUUGGAUAAGAAUCACAUCGUUACACUCCCCGAUGAGAUUGGUAAGUUGAAGAAAUUGUCCCACUUGUCGGUUUACAAUAACAACAUCCAGAAUUUGCCCGCGCUGAUCGGCCAAUUAUCUGCGCUUCAGUACUUAGAUUUGCAUCUGAACAAUAUCGAAAAAUUGCCAGCUGAGGUCUGGAACUUGGGACGCCUUGCAUUCUUGAAUGUGAGUAGCAAUAUCCUUGAGGAGUUUCCAUUGGCUACCAAGACUCACAAAUUGUCGGGAGCUGGCCUUAAUCUGGUUUCCCAGGAGAGCGAGCGCGGUCUUGCUGAGGCACUCACAACUCUUUAUGUCGCUGACAAUAGACUCAAAGAGGAGGCUUUUGAGGCUAUUUCUCGUCUCACUAACCUCAAGUAUCUCAAUGUUUCAUAUAAUGACUUCCUUGAAUUGCCAGAAGGAGCUCUCCUGCCCCUCGUCAAUUUGACCGAUUUACAUCUCCUGGGAAAUAAUCUCACCAAGUUACCAGCAGACGAUUUCGAACAUUUGACUGAGUUGCGUUGUCUUUUUGUCAACAACAAUAAGCUUCUCACCAUCCCUCCUGAGAUAAGUAAUUGCAAGCAGCUUACUCACUUUGACGCUGGGCUGAAUCAACUUCGCUACAACAUUUCUAAUUGGCCAUACGACUGGAAUUGGUGCCACAAUAAGAAUCUUAAGUACUUGAACUUUUCUGGUAACAAGCGUUUCGAGAUUAAGCAAAGUUUCACUCUCAAUUCCGAGAAGCCAGCAAACGACGGAUACGAUUCGUUGCUUGUCCUCAAACACUUGCGUGUGUUGGGUUUGAUGGAUGUCACACUCACCACUCCAAAUGUGCCUGACCAAAGUGUCAAUGUUCGAGUUAGAACUACAAGUUCGGAACUUAAAAAUGUCGGGUACGGAGUUUCUGACUGUAUGGGCGCCGCAGAGGUUGUGCUGUUCAGAGACAGUUUCCUGCAAAAAUUCAGAGGAAAUGAGGAUGAGGUUCUCAUUUGUAGUUUCAACGGAUACGACACCUCGUUGGCAACCAAGAGAAGCAACUCCGGCCACAUCAUUCUGUUUAUUUGUAAGCAACUCUUUCCCGGUCUUUUCAAGAUCGAGCUUGAGCGUGACGAGAAGGACGUUCCUGAUGCCCUUCGCAGAGCAUUUUUGGCCCUCAAUAGGGAAGUGAAUCUGGUUUUCGCGGCCAAAAGAGCCGGAACCUAUGCACUGAAUGGUCAGAAAGAAGGUGACUUGCCUGAACUUCUGCAAAUAGAUUUAGCAACAGAUCUCUACAAAGGUUGUUGUAUGGCAGUGGUCUAUAUUCGAAAGCUGGUAGUAUACACUGCCAACCUCGGUGAUAUUGAGAUUAUACUUCUGCGCAGUAACUCGGACUACACCGUGCUCUCUACUAAACAUGACCCAACGCUGCGUGCUGAAUUCGAAAGAAUUCGCCUGUGUGGAGGUUAUGUCACUGGUAACGGAGCUCUCGAUCUGACGCUUCCAAUUCUGCGUGGUAUAGGUUUCUUUGGAUAUGUUCCACACACAAAUGGUUGCCCAAGCACAGCAGAAUAUGAUUUGGCUAGUACUGAGGGUGUGAUCAUUGUGGCUCUGCCAAAAUUAUGGGACUAUGUUCUGCAUGACCUCGCGGUUGAUAUUGUUCGCCAAGAGAAAGACGACCCUAUUAUUGCUGCAGAAAAGUUGCGUGACCAUGCCCUCUGCUACGGUGCCAAUGAUCGUAUUUCCGUAACCGUUGUGAGUCUUGGAAUGUCAGGUGCAAAUGCACCAGCGAAGAAAAUACGGAGAGACCGUCCACUUCCUUCGGGUGACACCGCUCUUCGUCGUCUCAAUGACGAAAUCGAGCCGCCCGUUGGAAAUAUCGCCUUGGUCUUCACCGAUAUUAAAAACUCGACGUUGUUGUGGGACACGUAUCCUGUGGCUAUGCGCUCAGCAAUUAAGUUGCAUAACACGAUCAUGCGGAGACAAUUGCGUAUUGUUGGAGGCUACGAGGUGAAGACGGAAGGAGACUCAUUCAUGGUGUCAUUUCCUAGUGCAGCCCUGGCUCUUUUGUGGUGUUUCAACAUUCAAAGCCAGCUUCUUACAGAGGAUUGGCCCACCGAAAUUUUGACCACCAAUGAGGGAUGUGAGGUCACAGAUAACAGCGGCAAUAUCAUCUUCCGUGGUUUAUCGGUGCGUAUGGGAAUCCAUUGGGGUAGCCCAGUGUGUGAGUUGGACAUGGUGACACGCCGUAUGGAUUAUUUUGGACCUAUGGUCAAUCGUGCCAGUAGAAUUGAGAGUUCUGCUGAUGGUGGCCAGAUUGCCGUCAGUUCAGACUUCUUGCGUGAAAUGGAGCGGUUGGAAUCUGUGCACGCACAAAUUAGAGCCGAAGAGCUUCAGCCAGAAGCUGCCUACGAAAGUAAGGAGGUAUACAACAUAGCAGAGAACGAGUUGACCGCUUUGAAUGCUGUCCCAUACCUGUACGUUGUUCUCGGAGAGCGGAAGCUCAAGGGUUUGGAGGCGCCAGAAACGAUUACACUUGUAUUCCCAGACUCGCUCAAGAUCCGGUACGACAUCUUUAAGAAGCGUGCUCUGGAGCCUGAAGCCGUCAAUCCAAUCUAUGGAGCAUUGCCAGUAGAGUGUGUGUACACACUUCGGUCUCUCCUGCUUCGCUUGGAGAAUGUAUGCCUGGUGUUGAACACAGGAUACAACGGCGACGACCUGUUCCUGCGGUUGGCAGGAGACAUUUUCGUCAAGUCCCUUCUGAACAACUUCAGAGAGAAAGACAUUGUUGGUUUAUUCAACCAUUUGGUGACCCGGUUGGAGAAUUCCAUUGCGAACCUUGAGUUGCGUAUGACGCACAACAAAAUGAUGGGCGGCGACGGCCGCAUUGAUUUUACCGGGGCCUUGCCCAUUUGGGAUUUGUUGAAGGAGUUAAAGAUGUCUUUUACAGACCAAUUAGCGCUGGAGCUGAAGAUAGAACCGGAGGCAUGA
This is a messenger RNA of Australozyma saopauloensis, 5913 nucleotides long. It is a transcript of the gene CYR1, whose product is annotated as adenylate cyclase. Gene Ontology annotation, molecular function: protein binding. Gene Ontology annotation, biological process: cyclic nucleotide biosynthetic process; intracellular signal transduction. The transcript has a single exon. Bases 1 to 5913 code for a protein of 1970 amino acids. The record is from RefSeq and is a predicted model, not a curated record. Lineage: Eukaryota; Fungi; Ascomycota; Pichiomycetes; Serinales; Metschnikowiaceae.